UAAGAUUUUGCAGCAUCAGUUCAUUUGUAAUAUUCUAGCGAAGAGAUUUAUCAGUUUAAUUCAACUAUAGCUGUAAAAGCAACCAUCAGAGUUCAUCAUGAAGAGCAUUUUACUAUUUUCAAUUGUUUUGGCAGUAGCUUCUGCAGCAACAAUUCAAAGGACUCGAAGAGAUACUAAUCAACCUGCUCAAGAGGCAACUGCUUUUGAAAAUAUUGUAGCAUCAUUCCAAACUGUUGGAGAUAAUUUAAAAUCUUCACUUGAAAAAGCUACCAAAGAGUUUCAAGAAAAGAAUCCAGAAGUACAGAAGUUGUUAGAUACCGCGAAAUCUUCAAUCCAAAAGAGCGUUGAAGACUUCAAUAAACAAUUUCCCGAUGCACAGGAAAAAUUUAAAGAACUCCAAACAAAAGGCCAGGAAGCUCUCUCAGUCGUGGUGAAAGAAGCUGAAAAAACAUAUAAAAAUGUCAGUGAUCAAUUAAAAACAGCAAUAGAAACAAAAAACUAAAAAUUAAAAAGAGAAAACGACAUUCUUUAAUAAAGAGAACAAACAGUAAAUAAAUGCACUUGUCAAAGAAUUUGAAAUCAAUAUUGUACGAAUUAUAUCUCGUAUUAAAAAAAAACUUGAUAUAAACAAAGUGCUUUUAAUGCUGUAUAAAAUUAUUUCUAAAGAACUAUUGUUUUAUACAAAAUAAAUAAAUAAAGUAAACGAAUUGUUACCACAAAAA
Molecule: messenger RNA, 722 nt
Organism: Leptopilina boulardi
Lineage: Eukaryota; Metazoa; Arthropoda; Insecta; Hymenoptera; Figitidae
Gene: A4
Exons: 2
Coding region: 98-502 (134 amino acids)
Biological process (GO): lipid transport
Cellular component (GO): extracellular region
Molecular function (GO): lipid binding
Source: RefSeq, a predicted model, not a curated record